GUUUGUGUAACCGUGUAUGUGUGUGUGUGUUGUUCGCUCGCAUGCGUGCCCGAGGCGCACGCGAGCCAGAGAGCUGGCCGUGGGCGCUGUCAGGACCGGGGCCGGAGGGGGGCGCGGGGGCGAGCUCGGGGCGGGGGCCAGGGCUCGGCCCGCCCCGGGAGCCGGCCCCUCAGAGCCUCCGGCCCUGCAAAGGGACGUGUUCUCCUUUAAGAGUUAAGAAACUUGAAACCUUGUUUGCGCAACAAUCAGCGCCGCGGAGCCGCCAAAGUGUCUAGACUGGCAUAUGAUGGGAGGCAGCCAAUGACUCCGCGGCGCUCCUCCGGGGGCCCUCAGUGUGCGUUUGAGGAGAACAAAAAAGAGAGAGAGCCGAUCUGGGGAGCGAGCGAGGGAGCCGAGCCGAGAGAAAGAGCCGCCGGGCGCUGCCUCGCCAGACCUCGCUGGGACCGCGGGGCCACCGGGAGGCACUUUUUGUGGAGGGGGGAGGGGGGCGACCUCUGCAGCCGCAACGUCCCGGGCGUCCCAGCGCAGCGUGGGGCGGGCUGCGACCUCUUCCUCGGUGGAUUGCAUUUUUAAUUAAGGAUUCCCAGCAGCUCUUUGGGAUUUUUACAGUUUCCACUCAUGUGUUGACACCCGCGUUCAGGAGAAAUUCGCUCCAAGUGCAUCUAGCGCCCGGGACCUGAGACGGAGUUGGCCUUUCGUGCAUGCAAUUCCAGGGAUUUUGGUUUUGUUUGGGGUUUCUUUUUCUUUCUUUCCCCCCCCCCCCUUUUUGCAGGGAGUAAGAAGGAAGCCGAGGGUAUCAACAAGCCUGCCUUUCGGAUCCUGCAGGAAAAGCCCAUGUAGUGAAGCUCUUGGGUUUUAAAAGCAGGGCUUCCCAGACACAUUUGGGGGGUUCGGCGCGAGCGCUUUGUGCUCAUGGACCAGCCGCGCAACUUUUGAAGGCUUGCCGGCCCAUGCGGGGUCCUUCUGGCGGUGCGCCGCCUGCAGUCCCUGUAAAGCGCCGGGGCUGGAAUUGCUGAGCCGCCCGGCCGCCGGGGUCCAUGUAGCCGCGGGUCAGGCGCGGACUGCGGCUCGGCGUGCGCGCGUUCCCCGCCGUCCCGCCCCGGCGAGCUCCCUCAUGUUGCAGCCUUGCGGCGCCCCUUCGACGACAGGCUGUGCGCGGUCUGCACGGCGCCCGGCGGCAGAGCUUCAUGUGGGGCUGCGGCUCGCGCAGCCGGCGCCUCGCUGAGGGAACUGAACCCCGGUAACCGGAGACCGCCUCCCCCCCCACCCCUGGCGCCAAAGGAUAUCGUAUGUUCAGGUCCAAACGCUCGGGGCUGGUGCGGCGACUUUGGCGAAGUCGUGUGGUCCCCGACCGGGAGGAAGGCGGCGGCAGCGGCGGCGGCGGCGACGAGGAUGGGAGCGAGGGCAGCAGAGCUGAGCCGGCCCCGAGGCCACGAGAAGGCGGAGGCUGCAGCCGCCCCGAAGUCCGCCCGGUAGCCCUGCGGCGGCCCCGGGACGCGGUGGGACAGCGAGGCGCCCAGGGCGCGGGGAGGCGCCGGCGCGCAGGGGGCCCCCCGAGGCCCAUGUCGGAGCCGGGGGCCGGAGCUGGGGGCUCCCCGCUGGACGUUUCGGAACCAGGAGGCCGGGGCUGGCUGCCUGAAAGUGACUGCGAGACGGUGACCUGCUGCCUCUUCACGGAGCGGGACGCUGCUGGCGCGCCCCGGGACGCCGGCGACCCCCUGGCCGGGGCGGCCCUGGAGGCGGCGGGCAGCGGGCGGAGUCGUGAAGCCCGCUCGCGGCUGCUGCUUCUCGAGCAGGAACUCAAGACGGUCACGUACUCGCUGCUGAAGCGGCUCAAGGAGCGCUCGCUGGACACGCUGCUGGAGGCGGUGGAGUCCCGCGGCGGCGUGCCGGGCGGCUGUGUGCUGGUGCCGCGCGCAGACCUCCGCCUGGGCGGCCAGCCCGCGCCGCCGCAGCUGCUGCUCGGCCGCCUCUUCCGCUGGCCCGACCUGCAGCACGCCGUGGAGCUCAAGCCCCUGUGCGGCUGCCACAGCUUCGCCGCCGCAGCCGACGGCCCCACCGUGUGCUGCAACCCCUACCACUUCAGCCGGCUCUGCGGGCCAGAAUCACCGCCACCCCCCUACUCUCGGCUGUCUCCUCGUGACGAGUACAAGCCACUGGAUCUAUCUGAUUCCACAUUGUCUUACACUGAAACGGAGGCCACCAACUCCCUCAUCACGGCUCCGGGUGAAUUCUCAGGAAAUCCAUUGAGGGGCAGACAGGCAUCACCCAUUUUCAAGCUGACUGGGGAAUCUUGCUGGGGUCUUGAGACGCCCAGGGCAGUGAUCUUUCUGCUGUACAUGGACUUGAGUGGGCCAGGAUGGCAAGAGGCAGUGUUGGAAGCCUUGGCUGUGAGACGCCAGCAUGUCUCCGGAUGCCACCAAGCCGAGCCAUUGGUGCAGCGUGGCCUACUGGGAGCACCGGACACGUGUGGGCCGCCUCUACGCGGUGUACGACCAGGCCGUCAGCAUCUUCUACGACCUACCUCAGGGCAGCGGCUUCUGCCUGGGCCAGCUCAACCUGGAGCAGCGCAGCGAGUCGGUGCGGCGCACGCGCAGCAAGAUCGGCUUUGGCAUCCUGCUCAGCAAGGAGCCCGACGGCGUGUGGGCCUACAACCGCGGCGAGCACCCCAUCUUCGUCAACUCCCCCACGCUGGACGCGCCCGGCGGCCGCGCCCUGGUGGUCCGCAAGGUGCCUCCCGGCUACUCCAUCAAGGUGUUCGACUUCGAGCGCUCCGGCCUCCUCCAGCACGGGCCCGAGCCCGAUGCCGCCGACGGCCCCUACGACCCCAACAGCGUCCGCAUCAGCUUCGCCAAGGGCUGGGGGCCCUGCUACUCCCGGCAGUUCAUCACCUCCUGCCCCUGCUGGCUCGAGAUCCUUCUCAACAACCACAGAUAGCGGCCCCGCCGCCGGGCCGGUGCCCAGAGACACAGCCCCACCGGAAGAACCCCCCCCCCCCAGAUAUCAUCUACCUAGAUUUAAUAUAAAGUUUUAUAUAUUAUAUGGAAAUAUAUAUUAUACUUGUAAUUAUGGAGUCAUUUUUACAAUGUAAUUAUUUAUGUAUGGUGCAAUGUGUGUAUAUGGACAAAACAAGAAAGACGCACUUUGGCUUAUAAUACAGAUAUAUUUUCUUUCUUU
Phacochoerus africanus (Common warthog) is the source of this 3177-nucleotide messenger RNA. It is a transcript of the gene SMAD6, whose product is annotated as SMAD family member 6. Lineage: Eukaryota; Metazoa; Chordata; Mammalia; Artiodactyla; Suidae. Gene Ontology annotation, cellular component: heteromeric SMAD protein complex. The coding region runs from base 1290 to 3026 and encodes 578 amino acids. Gene Ontology annotation, biological process: transforming growth factor beta receptor signaling pathway; cell differentiation; regulation of transcription by RNA polymerase II. The transcript is spliced from 5 exons. Gene Ontology annotation, molecular function: I-SMAD binding; transcription regulator inhibitor activity. The record is from RefSeq and is a predicted model, not a curated record.